AUGGCGGCAAACGGAGAUUAUCCCCUGAUGGAGGUGGGGAACAAGAAUUAUGCCGAAGCUGCUGUUGUGAUCAUUGGCGCUGGCAUUUCCGGCAAGUUGGAUGGCACCAAUAUGAAUGUGUACCGCGAUCAACUUAGCGGUGGACUUGGCGGAACGUGGAGGGAUAACAAAUAUCCCGGCUGUUGUUGUGAUAUUAAUUCUCAUCUCUACAGCUAUUCCUUUAAGCAGAACCCAAAUUGGUCAAGACUAUACCCGAAUCAGGAAGAAAUUCUGCGGUACCUCCACGGCGUAGCCGAGAAAUACAAGCUGUUCCGUUUCAUUCGCUUCAACUCCGCUGUUGAGGAAGCCAGAUGGGACGAUAAAACUCGAAAAUGGAAAACAGCCAUCAAAGUAGGCUCAGGUUCGAAGGAUGCGGAGUUUGUAGACCACUAUACAAUCUCCUCUGACUUCCUUGUCUCUGCCGUUGGCCAACUCAAUUCGCCGUCAUAUCCAUCAAUUCCCGGAAUCGAAGAUUUCCAGGGGAAGAUGAUUCACACGGCUCGGUGGGAUUGGACCUACGAUCUGAAGGGAAAGCGGAUUGCUGUUAUCGGAAAUGGGGCAACGGCUGCGCAAAUAAUCCCUGAAAUAGCGCCCGACGCUGCUCAGCUAACAGUGUUUCAAAGAACACCGAAUUGGGUCGUACCCAGACUGGACACUGCCAUAUGGAAACCGGCUCAGAUCCUGUUUAAAUACUUCCCGCUUGCCCUCUGGAAAGUACGCGCCUGGAUGAUGGAUAUCCGAGAAAGCGUCCACGCUACUAUCGCAGACCAAGACUCCAAAUGGGCCGAACUCUCCCGAACAGCAAGCAUCAACAUGCUAAAAAGGCAGCUCCCCAACCGCCCAGACCUCUGGGAGAAAUUCAUCCCCAACUACCCAGUAGGUUGCAAACGCACCAUCAUCAGCGACGACUACUUCCCCACCUUCCUCCGCUCCAACGUCCAUCUCGAAACCACCCCCAUCGACCACAUCACCAAAAACGGCAUCCAAGUCGCCGGCAUCGAGCAUGAAUUCGACCUCAUCGUGCUAGCCACAGGUUUCCGCACAGUGGAAUUCAUGCACCCGAUCCAGGUAUACGGUUCUGAAGGCCGAAGCUUGUCGGAUAUCUGGGCGGACGGCGCCCGCGCUCUCUACGGAGUAACCGUCGAAGCCCUCCCGAACUUCGCCAUGCUCUACGGCCCCAACACAAACCUGGGCCACAACUCGAUAAUCCUGAUGAUCGAGGCGCAGGCGCGGUAUAUACAGGCGCUGGUCAGAGCGGUGCUCACAGCGCGGCAGCGGGGGGGUUCGUUGGCGAUACUGCCCGACCCGAAACGGGUUGAGGGGUUUAAUGCUGAGAUGCAGAGGGUGCUUGCGACGACUUCGUUUGCGCAUCCGAAUUGCCAGAGUUGGUAUAAACGGGCAGACGGGAAGAUUACGAAUAAUUGGUCUGGGACGGUGGUCGAGUAUCAGAAGGUGUUGGAUAGGGUCAAUUGGGGGGACUUUUUGGUGGAGGGGACUGGCGCGGAGCAGCUGGGGGGGAGGAAGAGGAGUACGUAUGUGGGGAGGGUGAGGGAGGAGUCGCUAUUUACGUAUCGGGCGUAUUUGGUGAUGAUGAUUGGGCUGUUGGGGGUUUGGGGGGUUUGGGCUGGGAAGGGCUUGAGGCUGUUGGGACGGUUGAGGGAGUUGACGGGGUGA
This is a messenger RNA of Paracoccidioides brasiliensis Pb18, 1713 nucleotides long. RefSeq lists its product as uncharacterized. The record is from RefSeq and is a predicted model, not a curated record. Bases 1 to 1713 code for a protein of 570 amino acids. The transcript has 6 exons. Gene Ontology annotation, molecular function: N,N-dimethylaniline monooxygenase activity; flavin adenine dinucleotide binding; NADP binding.